Messenger RNA from Malassezia restricta, 1812 nucleotides. Its product is annotated as pre-mRNA-splicing factor CWC22. The transcript has a single exon. Gene Ontology annotation, cellular component: catalytic step 2 spliceosome. Gene Ontology annotation, molecular function: RNA binding; protein binding. The record is from RefSeq and is a predicted model, not a curated record. Bases 1 to 1812 code for a protein of 603 amino acids. NCBI's taxonomy places the organism in Eukaryota, Fungi, Basidiomycota, Malasseziomycetes, Malasseziales, Malasseziaceae. Gene Ontology annotation, biological process: mRNA splicing, via spliceosome.
AUGGCGGACGACGAGCGCACGGCCAAGCGCAAGCGCUCCGUGUCGCCUAGUGAGCCUGCGCGCAACGCGAUGGAGAAGCUCGCUGAGACGCGUGCGGGCGGCACAUACGUGCCGCCGGCGCGACUUCGUGCGCUCAUGGACGACGCGGCGCGUGCUGAUCCCAGCAGCGCGACGUUCCAGCGGAUGAACUGGGAGGCCCUGCGCAAGAGCAUCACGGGUCUGGUGAACAAGGUCGCGGCCGACAACAUCAAGCAUAUUGUGCUGGACCUGUUUGCUGGCGCGAAUCUCAUACGUGGACGCGGCCUGUUUUGCCGCUCGAUUAUGCAUGCUCAGGAGCUGUCCCUGCAUUUCACGCCCGUCUUUGCGGCGCUGGCAGCCAUCAUUAAUACCAAGCUGCCGUUCGUGGGUGAGCUGCUUGUGCACCGCCUCGUGUCCCAGUUCCGACGCUCAUUUCGGCGGAACGAUAAGCCCAAGUGCCAUGCGACGCUUCAAUUUCUUGCGCAUCUCGUGAAUCAGCGGGUUGUGCACGAGCUUUUGGCGCUCGAGAUCUUGGUGCUGCUGCUGGAGCACCCUACGGAUGACAGUGUCGAGCUGGCUGUGGCGUUUACGCGCGAAGUGGGCGCGUUUCUUACGGAAGAGGCACCGAAAGCUUCUCAUACCGUCUUUGACCGCUUUCGUGCCGUGCUGUAUGAAGGCUCGAUCAGUGUGCGUGUGCAAUACAUGAUCGAGGUCUUGGCGCAGACGCGCAAAGACCAGUUCCGCGAUCACCCACGGAUACCCGAGCAGCUCGACCUCGUAGAGGAAGAGGACCAAAUCACGCACCAAGUUGGCUUGGACGAUGAGCUCCAACUGCACGAGGGUCUGAAUGUAUUCAAAGUGGAUCCUGACUUUGUGGCGAAUGAAGACAUGUACCGCCGCAUGAAGGCGGAGAUCCUCGGUGAGAAUGAGGAGGACGAAGAAGAGGAAGAAGAAGAGGAGGAGGACGACGACGACGAAGACGACCCUGUCGCCAUCCAGGACCGCACGGAAACGAAUCUCGUAAACUUGCGGCGCACGAUUUACCUCGUCAUCAUGUCGUCGCUCGACUAUGAAGAAUGUGUUCACAAGCUGCUUAAGCUGCGUGUGCCUGAGGACCAGGAAAUGGAGCUGUGCCAGAUGGUGAUUGAGUGCUGCUCCCAGGAGCGCACGUACGCCAAGUUUUACGGGCACAUUGGCGAGCGACUGUGCAAGGUGCACCGCCGAUGGAGCGCGCUGUACGAGCAGAGCUUCCACACCUACUAUGACACGAUCCACCGGUAUGAAACGAAUCGCCUGCGCAAUAUCGCUCGCUUCUUUGGCGCCUUGCUAGCGACUGACAGCAUUAGCUGGGCCUGCUUCGAGGUCGUGCAUAUGACCGAGGAUGAUACGACGUCGUCGUCGCGCAUCUUUAUCAAGAUCCUCAUGAACGAGAUGCAGUCGCUCCUCGGACUCCGCGCAUUGGCGGCGCGUUUCAAGGAGCCAAGCAUGCAGGUCUACUUCCAGUCCAUGUUCCCGAUGGACCAUCCGAGCGACACGCGCUUCUCGAUCAACUUUUUCACCAGUAUUGGCCUCGGCCUCGUCACCGAGCCGAUGCGCGACUACCUCACGGUGGCGACGCAGCGCAUGCUCGAGCGCCGCGAGGCCGAGUGGGCAGCGGGCGAUCGGUCACCGAGUCCCUCGGGCAGCUCGUAUACCGGCAGCUCGUACACCGGCAGUUCGUACACCGGCAGCUCCUACUCUCGGAGUCCGUCGCCGCCUGGGCCGCCGCCGGUCCCACCUCCACAACGUUCAUAG